UAGGUGCAAUAUUGCCGAUCGCCGGUGCACGCGAAAUAAAAUAUCUGCUUGUGUACGACGUGAUCUAACCGGAUUUGUUAUACGCACUUACACGAAGGAAAGGCUCCACUUUCCCAUUUAAUUUAUCUAUCAACUCGUGGAGAUCCAGAGUAUUUGGACGAAAAUGGUCAGGAAAGUCUGUCACGUCAUAUUGAUUAUUUCAUUGUUGACCAGUGCUCAUCUGGGAAUGGCUGCCCCUAAUUGGGAGACUGAUCUUACCAGCAACAUCAAUACAGAAGUGAAUCGUAUGUUAAAAAAUUUGGAUGCGAAUUUGCGGAUUUUGGAUACGAAUAGAGAGAAUUUGAAUAAGCAAGUAGAUAAUUUGAGUCAGCGAAUAGAGAAUUCGGUGCAACAAACACUUGCGCACGUCGGCGAAACAUUCAAGAAUCUAUCAAGAGAUGGACAAGAAAUAACAAGUGGCAGCAACAUCAUAAUUAAUUCUAUAAAUGGUGUUAGUAUGAUAAAGAAAACCGAAUCUGGUUGUACAUUAAACGGAAAACCGUACACGAAUAUUACUAUAGAUAUAAAUGAUGGGAAAUAUCUUCAGCAUAAUGCGACUUUUUACAAUUCAACAUCUAAUGCUAUGGAGAGAAUUUGCUGGAAAUUAAAGCUCGAAAAUACUCCAGAUGCUCAACCUGAAUAUUCCCCUUGUAAAUAAAACAAUAUGUUUUUAUUUUUAUGUUCUAUAUUACGGUAUAUAAUUUGUUUUGCUUAACCGUUUGUUGUACAAAUUUUUCUAUUUUUCUAUUGUAUUUGGCUGAAUUUCAGUAUA
Messenger RNA from Atta colombica, 811 nucleotides. RefSeq lists its product as uncharacterized. The record is from RefSeq and is a predicted model, not a curated record. NCBI's taxonomy places the organism in Eukaryota, Metazoa, Arthropoda, Insecta, Hymenoptera, Formicidae. The transcript has 3 exons. Bases 164 to 697 code for a protein of 177 amino acids.